Molecule: messenger RNA, 795 nt
Organism: Nomia melanderi (Alkali bee)
Lineage: Eukaryota; Metazoa; Arthropoda; Insecta; Hymenoptera; Halictidae
Gene: ave
Product: sterile alpha motif domain-containing protein aveugle
Biological process (GO): cell surface receptor protein tyrosine kinase signaling pathway
Cellular component (GO): cytoplasmic side of plasma membrane
Molecular function (GO): protein binding
Source: RefSeq, a predicted model, not a curated record
AUUUUCUUUUUUAUUAUCAAAUACUUUUAGGUUAUAAACAUUCUCAGUAUAAUUAGCAUUUGUAGUAGAUUAGUGCACAAUCAGUUAUUCACCAUACGUUAAUAAGUACACUUAUUCACUUUACUUCUAUUAACAACUAAAGUGUAAUUUAAAAUUAAUAUUAAACUAUUCGUCAAAUUUGUAUAAGUUGAUAUUUUGCAUCAACAAUUGUUAAUCGUUACAUACAUAACUAAGUACGUCUAACCCAACCAAUAUUAUUUUAUGGUAAAAAACACGCCAUCUGUGGCAGAACUUAAUCCUGACAUCGUAAAUACAUAUGAGAUAUCUAUCUAGUAGUUAUCCAGAAAUAUUAUUGUAAUCACGAAAUUUAUUUGAUCUUUUUGCACAUAAUGGUAGAGGAAGUAGUUAAUUCUACUAAUAAACCUAAGAAUAAAACUGCCCGACCACGUCCAGUUUAUUUAUGGAAUGUGUUAGAUGUACAAAAAUGGUUAAGGAGGCAUUGUAGUGAUUAUUAUCAAUUGUAUCACGAAAAGUUUUUAUAUCAUGACAUCACAGGAAGAGUUUUGUUGAGAAUUAAUGAAAAUAUUUUAUUGAGAUUGGGAAUUGAUAAUGAGCAACAUAGAAUGGAUAUUUGGAGAGAAAUAAUGAAAUUACAUCUUAAAACAGAUAUGUUAGAAAUUAAAGAUAUUGAGCGACGCAAUAAUAUAAAUUUUGAUUAAAAUGUGAAGAUAAUCGAUAUUAUGAAACCAGUAACUUAUUUAUAAUUAAGCUUUAUUUUUUUGCUAACAUAUAGUA